Gymnodraco acuticeps is the source of this 3538-nucleotide messenger RNA. It is a transcript of the gene tmem150aa, whose product is annotated as transmembrane protein 150Aa. The transcript has 8 exons. Gene Ontology annotation, biological process: protein localization to plasma membrane. The coding region runs from base 313 to 1182 and encodes 289 amino acids. The record is from RefSeq and is a predicted model, not a curated record. NCBI's taxonomy places the organism in Eukaryota, Metazoa, Chordata, Actinopteri, Perciformes, Bathydraconidae.
CCGGAAGUCAUUUAGCGGCUAGCAUCGUCUGCUAAGAAAACGCUGUUUUUUUAAAGGGAAACCAAGGUUGUUGAGGUCUGUGGUGGGCUAAGCAGGUUGAAGGUUGCUGCUGGCUGCAGGGCCCUGUGGAGCAGAAUAGCUGUGCCAUUCCCCCUUUUUUCCUCUCAUGUCCCCCCCUGUGUGUUUCCCUGUGUGUUAGUGACCCCACACCCCACCCGCCCCCCACCUGAUCCCUCCUGUCGUGUCGCCACUCCAGCCCGAAGCCCCCCUCUCACCCCAUGCUUGGAACAAAGUCCGCUCACUGCCAGCCCGAUGACUGCCUGGAUCGUCCUGCCUGUCAGCCUGUCUGCCUUCUCCAUCACAGGGAUAUGGAUAGUCUACGCCAUGGCUGUGAUGAAUCACCAUGUUUGUCCUGUGGAGAACUGGUCUUACAAUGUAACGUGCAUAGAGGAGCUGGCCCGACCAGGCUUCCCCAAGACGUGCUGCACCAUCCAGGACAUCCCCCUCAUCAGUAAAUGUGGCUCCUUCCCUCCUGAAAGCUGCCUGUUCAGCUUGAUCGGCAACGUCGGGGCCUUCAUGGUGGUGAUGGUGUGCUUCCUGCGCUACGCCCAGGUGAUUGAACACAGCCACCAGUGUUGGAUCAACACCAGCGCUCUGGUGUCGGGCUGCACCAACGCCGUGGGCCUGGUCAUGGUGGGAAACUUCCAGGUGGAUCACGCCAAGUCUCUGCACUAUGUGGGUGCGGGGGUGGCGUUCCCGGCGGGGCUGCUGUUCGUGUGCCUGCAGUGUGUGCUCACCUACCGGGUGGCAUUGACCGCCCUCGACUACUGGAUGGCCCAUUUAAGAGUGGCUCUGGCGCUGGGGGCCAUGGUCUCCCUCGUCCUCAGCGGCAUCUUCUUCGUCCACGAGAGCUUCGUCCUGCAGCACGCCGCCGCCAUCUGCGAGUGGGUCUUCACGGUGGACAUCCUGGUCUUCUACGGCACCUUCACCUACGAGUUCGGCACCGUCACCAGCGAGACCAUGAUGGCGGGCCUGCAGCACUGUCUCCACCACGGCUCGGGGAUCCUCAUGGGAGCGCGGGGCUCGACGCUGGGAGGGGCCACGAAAGGCCUCAAGUCCCCCGGGGGGAGCAGCACCUCCACACAUCUCAACUGCACGCCGGAGAGCAUAGCGAUGUUGUAGCUCUGCAGCCGGAGGUGGAGGAGAGGCUCUGACAUGUUUAAACAUUGGACCUACACCAGGUGACCCAUCUGUAAUGCUGUACUAUCCCUCCCUUCGUAUCCAACGGUGACGCUCGCCGCUACAGGGACGUUUCCUGUAGCCCUGUUGUAAAGAGAGGCUGAAUGUGUGGAGCCAUGAAUGUUUUCCAAGAUGGCAGUUUGAUUUGUUUUUAUUUCCUGAGCGACACUUUUUCCUUUUUCUAACUUUGCAUACCUGUUGUGCCCACAAAGUCCCCCUCACCCGACACUCCUUCAUGAGCCCCCGAUGCUUUGCGCGGCCCACCUGUUUUUGGCCUUUUGCUUAUCUCUGCACGGCACACUUUUUCUGAAUGAGAGAAUAGCAGUUUUAUGUUUUUAAAUUUAGCGUAGUUAGUGGAUAAUAUUGAAUGUUUGAGAAGUGAAUAGUUAUGUUUUACAUGCUUUAAGCAUAUGGCCUUUUUUCUUCUUUUUUUAAAUCAAUCAACGUAAUUAUAUGAUUCGCAAAAAAAUAUUGAUUUCAAUCGACAAUAUUAUUUUGAUUGCACAGAUGAUUUUGAAUGCAAAUUUUGAGUAGUUUUCCAAACGAUGUAUAGUUGGAGCCACUAUCAUUGUGGAGAUCAUGUGAGUGAAGGACGUUAACACAGCAGCUGUUCUGAGGUCUGCAUCACUGAGAGUCUCUGAAGCCCCUCCAUGACUUAUUCCAGUAUCGUCCCACCUGUCGCAUGAUUUCUUUGUAUCGUUUUACAUUUCAUGCUGCCCUUUUUUUUAUUCCAUUGACUGUCAUGUCCGGUGCAAUAAUUGUCAUCAAUCAUGAGAUCAUUUCCGCUCCGCUGGAGUGUAUGAUGCCUUUUUCAGUGUGUUGGGAUCGAACCCAGGGCUUUGUUUUAGUUUGUAUUUGAGUUGACACAAAGACUUUUGAAGUGACCUACAUGUUAUAAAUGAGUGAUGGUAAAUGUAUAAUCCAACUAAAAGUAUAACAAAGUUGUCGCCCACAUGCUGAUUUGAUUCCAGGCUGGACCCUUGGAAGCCGUAUCUGACUUUAGAGAAAAGGUUUUCUGUUACAAAAUGAGUCCUUUUUAGGGGAAGUUCAUGUAUCCGAUGCUUUUAGACCUCGUGGCGUUACCAGGGUGACAUCAGUGUUACAAACAGACACUAAUACCACACAGGUUGUAGAGUGAAGAAUGUUUUUGUAUGAUUUCCUGUUGCCAGUUUCUUUUAAAGUGAUACUUAACACCAGACUGCCACAAACUACCACUGCUCAAACUAAAGCUGACCAAUGCCUCCAAAUUUAGAUUAGGAUGUUUUUUAGUCAAAUGAAUGAGAAGUAUAUUCGCUGUUAACACAGUAUUCUGCCCUCUAGUGCAUUUUAACUAUCUAACCACUGAUGCCAGCAAUACAGUCUUUUUCUAAAGAAAGGUCACAUCACCUACCUCUUUUUGUGGGUUUGAUGUUCCGAGGCAAAAGCUAGACUUCCAACAUGUUUCUCCAUCUCACAGCGAAGAGUUUGAGAACAGUAUUUAACGCGAUGGUGGCUCUGCAAUCCAGUCCAAAGUGUCUGCAUUUAAGGAAACUGUGGGUCUGCUGUUACACCGGCUGCGUAAUCAUGUGUCAGGUCAGUUUUCUUUACUUUCUGUGCAAAUUAUUUAUCUCGCCAUUGUUUCUGCGAUUGUGUUGUUCUGCAGAUCUUGCCAAAAAAGACGGGAGUCCUCUGGAGAUUUGAUUGGUUUUCUGUGCGUCAGAAGGAGGUGUAUGAAUCGUUAUGGGUGCACUGGUUUAGCCUUAUCCCUCGUACUGUGCCAGGGGAACAUGAUCAUAUUGCUUUCUUUUUAUCUUGUGUUCAGCUGUAGCCAAUUUCACCAAACUGUAACUAAGUCACAUGGUGUGACUGCAAAUGGCAGCUUGUAUGAGCCCUCACGUCGGGGCUGGAUUUAUUCUGUAACAUCUCUUACAUAACGCCAUCUUCCAGAAGCCAAAACCUAACGGUGGAUUUCACCUUUUUGCUUUUGUUGUCUCUCACAAUGUACACCUAAGCUUUCAUAUGGUAUCUUUGUUGGUGGAGAAUCCUAUAUAAAGAAAGGCUGCCUGACCUGUACACACCUUGAGCUCUUCAACACAGAAACAAUGUCUAUUCAGAAAUGUAUUCAUAUUUCCUAAAUCUUUGAAAAAGAUGUUAAAGAAUGGUAAUGGAGUCAGAGAAAUCCCCCGAAGACAAGUCAACACAGAUUAUCGUUUCCUUUUUAUAAAUUCUGUAAAUAUGUAUGAUUUGUCUAUCAUUUAGGGUAUUUUCAUUUGACAGAGAUUUAUAUUCAAAUAUGAAAUAAAAAUGAUAAAUUAUUAAA